Messenger RNA from Lepus europaeus (European hare), 948 nucleotides. Its product is annotated as olfactory receptor 4E1. Gene Ontology annotation, biological process: G protein-coupled receptor signaling pathway. The coding region runs from base 1 to 948 and encodes 315 amino acids. The transcript has a single exon. Gene Ontology annotation, cellular component: membrane. Lineage: Eukaryota; Metazoa; Chordata; Mammalia; Lagomorpha; Leporidae. Gene Ontology annotation, molecular function: G protein-coupled receptor activity; olfactory receptor activity. The record is from RefSeq and is a predicted model, not a curated record.
AUGGAAGAGGCUUUCCAUCUCAACCAGACUUCCUUUGUGACCUAUUUUCGGCUUAGAGGUUUAUCUGUAAAUCAGAAGGUGCAGCUGGCUGCCUUUUCCAUGUUCCUCGUUUUCUAUGUCCUGACACUGAUGGGGAACAUCCUCAUCAUCAUAACCAUUGUCUGUGACCGCAGACUCCACACCCCCAUGUAUUUUUUCCUCAGCAAUCUGUCCUUUAUCGACGUCUGCCACUCCACUGUCACUGUUCCCAAGAUGCUAGUGGACACGUGGUCAGCGGGGAAGUUCAUCUCCUUUGGUGCCUGCGUGACCCAGAUGUUCUUCCUGCACCUCUUUGCCUGCACGGAGAUCUUCCUCCUCACCGUCAUGGCCUACGACCGGUACGUGGCCAUCUGUAAACCCCUGCAGUACAUGACGGUGAUGGACUGGAAGGUGUGUGUGCUGCUGGCAGUGGCCCUGUGGACAGGGGGCACCAUCCACUCCAUAGCCCUCACCUCCCUCACCAUCAAGCUGCCCUACUGUGGCCCUGACGAGAUUGACAACUUCUUCUGCGAUGUCCCUCAGGUGAUCAAACUGGCCUGCACAGACACCCACAUCAUUGAGAUCCUCAUUGUCUCCAACAGCGGGCUGAUCUCUGUGGUCUGUUUUGUGGUUCUAGUGGUGUCCUAUGCAGUCAUCUUGGUGAACCUGAGACAGCAGCUCUCUGAGGGCAGGCGGAAGGCCCUGUCCACUUGUGCAGCCCACCUCACUGUGGUCACACUCUUCCUGGGACACUGCAUCUUCAUCUACUCCCGCCCAUCUACCAGCCUCCCAGAAGACAAGGUGGUGUCUGUGUUUUUCACUGCUGUCACCCCUUUGCUGAACCCUAUCAUCUAUACCCUUAGGAACGAAGACAUGAAGAAUGCUUUGAACAAGUUAAUGGGGAGGCAGGAGAGACAGUCAGAAAAAUGA